Messenger RNA from Epinephelus fuscoguttatus (brown-marbled grouper), 1478 nucleotides. RefSeq names its product thiamin pyrophosphokinase 1 (gene tpk1). The transcript is spliced from 9 exons. Gene Ontology annotation, biological process: thiamine metabolic process; thiamine diphosphate biosynthetic process. The record is from RefSeq and is a predicted model, not a curated record. Gene Ontology annotation, molecular function: ATP binding; thiamine binding; thiamine diphosphokinase activity. Bases 128 to 943 code for a protein of 271 amino acids. Lineage: Eukaryota; Metazoa; Chordata; Actinopteri; Perciformes; Serranidae.
UAUUUCUGCAUCAGCUUCUUUUUUGUUUGUUCAUGUGUGUUUUAAAGUGGCAGAAGGAUUUAAUGCAAAAGGAUGGCUGGUGAAGACACGUUUCAGAAGUUUUGGUUGAGUUAAAUGCAAUGGUGUAAUGGUAGCUGAUGAGGUGAGUCGGCUGAUUGAAGACGGGCUCCUGUGGAUCCUGGCCAUGGAUGAAGAGUUGACGCCUUUGGACUGCCUGCUGCCCUCAGGCACGCAGAGGAUCUGUCUGAUCAUUCUGAACCAGCCUCUGGACAAGGACUACCUACAUAUCCUCUGGAGUAAAGCUCUCCUGAGGGCUUGUGCUGAUGGAGCUGCCAAUCACCUUUAUAACAUCACUGCUGGAGUUAGAGACAGCUUUCUCCCCGACUAUAUCAGUGGGGAUUUUGAUUCCAUUACUGCCGAGGUCAAAGCGUUCUAUGCAGACAAGGGGUGCAAGCUAAUAGAAACAGCCGACCAGGAUCUAACAGACUUCACCAAGUGCCUUGCAAUUAUGCUGGAGGAGAUUCAGAGACGAAAGUUACAGGUGGAUGCCAUAGUGACACUGGGAGGUCUGGCUGGCAGAUUUGACCAGACAAUGGCAUCAGUUGAGACCCUCUUCCACGCUUUGACCAUGACACGACUCCCCCUGUUGAUCAUACAGGAGACCAGCCUGGCAUACCUGCUCCGUCCCGGCAGCCACAGACUGGAGGUGAACACAGGCCUGGAGGGUGAUUGGUGCAGUCUCAUUCCAGUAGGUGGACCCUGCCAAACAAUCACGACUGGACUGAAAUGGAACCUGAAUAACCAGGUCCUGCAGUUUGGGAAGCUGGUGAGCACCUCCAACACCUACGAACCUGUUGCCCCUGGAAACCCCAGGAAGCCUGUAACCGUGACAACAGACCAGCCUCUGCUCUGGAGCAUGGGCAUCAGAAAGGAUGGGGAGUGACAUGUCAGAGAUUCUUCUUCUCAGGCAGUAUUUGAAUAAUCAGAACAUGAGUAUACUUUUCUACAGCUGAGCUACGGCAAAGUCACUAGUUUUAUAUGUUUUAUACAGCGUGAUGUAAAAGAAGGAAAAUGCAGACAGUAUUAUCACACGUGGCCAAAAAUCUCACUGAAGUGUGGUGUGAUAUAUAAUGAACGAGACGCGGUCAGCUCUGUUGGAAUAUAUACGAAAAUUCCAAAUUAACUAAGAGCUGAUCUUUUUUUUUUUUUUUUUUUAGUUGUUGUACCAUAGCGGCCAUCUUUGUCAAGGCCAUUUACUGCAUUCUUUCAACACUUGCAUCGGAUUUUAUGCAACACUUGGAUUCACUUUUUCACUGUGCAGGGUUAAAUUCAAAGUUUAUAUGAAUAUGCACCAUAUACAACCAAAAUCCAAGCCUUAUUCCAUACCAGCAUCUUGUUCCCUUCAUUUAAACACACUGAAAUGACAGCAGCUCACAAAAUUUAAAAGAGCAAUCACUAUACCUAAAGUACAUCCUCCU